Molecule: messenger RNA, 1599 nt
Organism: Microthlaspi erraticum
Lineage: Eukaryota; Viridiplantae; Streptophyta; Magnoliopsida; Brassicales; Brassicaceae
Source: the annotation of a GenBank genome assembly
AUGUGCUCAGCUAACUUCUCAGACUCUUUCAAAGUGUUUCUUGCGAAUGUCACUGCUUUCACGGAACCCCGUUCUUUUAAAGACGCCAUGGAAUUUGAUGUUUGGCGUAAAGCAAUGGGUUUUGAGAUCACUGCUUUGGAAGAUAGUGGCACAUGGGAUCUUGUUGAUUUGCCUCCUGGAAAACGUGCCAUUGGGUGUAAAUGGGUUUUUAAACUGAAGUUCAAUUCUGACGGUACUGUCGAGCGCCAUAAAGCACGCCUUGUUGCUCUCGGAAACCGUCAAGAAGAAGGUGUUGAUUAUGAUGAAACUUUUGCUCCAGUUAUCAAGAUGACCACUGUCCGAACCUUUCUUAACGUUGCUGCUUCUCGUAACUGGGCACUUCAUCAAAUGGAUGUUCACAAUGCCUUCUUACAUGGCACUUUGGAUGAAGAAGUUUACAUGAAACCUCCUCCCGGGUUUCUCUCUUCCGGCUCUACUAAAGUAUGUCGUUUGAAAAAGUCUCUCUAUGGUCUAAAGCAGGUACCUCGUUGCUGGUUUGGAACCCUUCAAACGGCGCUUCUGGAUUAUGGUUUUCGCCAAUCCACUUCAGAUUACUCUCUUUUCUCCCUUGUGCGUGGUGAUUCAGAGAUUUAUGUUCUUGUCUAUGUCGAUGAUCUACUUUUUGGUGGUAAUGACACAGCUCUACUCUCUGCUUUCAAGUCUUAUCUCAGCAGUCAAUUCCACAUGAAAGACUUAGGUACUCCUCGUUAUUUUCUUGGAAUUGAGAUGGCUCGGAAUGCUGAGGGAUUUUUUUUGUGUCAACGAAAGUAUUGUUUGGACAUCAUCUCUGAGGCUGGCCUUCUUGGUUGUCGUCCUACGGACAUUCCAUUAGCUCCAAAUCAUCGUCUCGCUCACUCCGUCGAUGCUCCUUAUGACAACCCAUACCAAUAUCGCCGUAUCGUCGGUAAACUUAUUUAUCUCACUCUCACUCAUCCGGAGCUAUCUUACUCUGUGCAUAUCUUGUCUCAAUUUAUGCAAAAGCCAACUGUUGCACAUUGGAAUGCUGCCCUCAAGGUUCUUCGCUAUCUCAAAGGUACACCUGGUCAAGGAAUUUUGUAUAAAGCUGGUACCGAUCUUGUGCUUACAGGCUACUGUGAUGCGGAUUACAAUGCAUGUCCUCUCACACGUCGAUCGUUAACCGGAUUUGUGUUUUUUCUUGAUGGCUCUCCUAUUUCGUGGAAGACUAAGAAACAAGACACGGUUUCCUUGUCUACUGCCGAAGUUGAGUAUCGCUCCAUGUCCUGGACUACUAAAGAGGUCAAGUGGCUCAAUACUCUUCUCCACUUCUUCGGUAUUACACAACCUGGCCCUAUUCCUUUUCAUUGUGACAAUGAAGCGGCUAUUCAUAUUGCUACAAAUCCCGUUUUCCAUGAGCGCACGAAGCAUAUCGAAUCUCAUUGUCAUCAUGUUCGCGAUUCUAUUCUCAACGGUCUCAUCAAACCGGCGUACGUUCCUAGUGGUGAACAGAUCGCUGAUAUUUUCACUAAAGCUCUUGGAGUUGUUCAAUUUCGUUUCUUGAUCUCCAAGUUGGGCAUUUGUAAUUUGCAUGCUCCAACUUGA